Dicrocoelium dendriticum is the source of this 1915-nucleotide messenger RNA. The record is from the annotation of a GenBank genome assembly. Lineage: Eukaryota; Metazoa; Platyhelminthes; Trematoda; Plagiorchiida; Dicrocoeliidae.
GGCAUUCCGAUAAAAUUCAUUGACGGACAGAGAAAUAUAGCAAUUAAAUCUGCACUGGCUCUUUACGCUGAAUUUAACUACUCACGAAACCGCGUCCUGGGUAAAAGAUGAGUUUCGGUAAUAUUUUCCGAAAAAUGUCCAUUGACUUAGAAAAACAGGACCCUGAUCCCACCACCAGUGGUCCUGCCCAGCAAACGGAAGUUUCCGGCGUUAACAUUUUUGCUGCACCUGGAAAAUUGUUGGAUUCUGUGAAUACGAAAACCGGCCAGUUAGUAUCUGACUUGAACCAGCGGCUGGACUUGGGCAAACGGUUAGGUAAUCUGAGGCAAGCUUCCUUGAUCAAAUUUGAUCAUGUUGUUCAUGGAGGUUCAUCCAUGGUCAAAAGUGGUGAACCAGCCCGUACCGAACAUGGAGAAAAUUGCGGUCAUCCAUCUCCUAAGUUAGGCAGCCCAACAAGCAUUUCCUCAUCCUCAACGGAUCAAGAAUCGUCAACUUCUACUUUGCGACGUCAGAGCACGGAAUCAUCUUCCCGCCCACCAAGACCUCCUCCACCCUCACCUGCAGCUCUGAGUCGUGCAGUAAGCUUAGACGAAGCUGCUUUAUCCUCUAAAGGCCAAAAACAUACGAAACUUACAGAGACCGUCUCAACUUUCAAUAAGUUGGACCCCGCACUGGAGCUAGACGAAGACCGAAAUACGGGUUGGCAGCGUUCUGGUGAGGAAACUCUAAAGGAGGACAGCGACAGUUCAGCUUCAGAGUACGGUAGGGGUGGUGACAUGCCCGUCUACAAACCCGAACCAGACGUUCUAGUAAACGCACCUAUACAGCCAUCUAGCGUGGAUUACUCUCAACAUCAGGAAAGUGGCUUGUCAGACGUGGCAACUGCUGGUCCAACGAAAACAAUGCUGGAAACCUUUGUUUCAGCUCUAAUACAAGGAAGAUGGGAUGAAGUCAACUCUCGUGAAACAGAAUUACAAGACAUUCUCGGAACUGCUCCUGGUAGGAUGGCAUUUGUCAACCUGUUGGAACAGAAGUCCACUGAGGCUCAGGGACGAAUAUCAAGUAGUGCAGUGGAAUCACUUUUACGUGAACUGGACUAUCUUUUAGUGGAAUGCCAAAACGCUGAAGAUUUCUCUCCUGCGAAGAAACUCCUAACAACCUCACUACUGUACAAAGUUGAAGAUUAUCCAGGCUCACCGGAUGGUGAGGUUUUGUUUACGCUAAUCAAGAACAGGCCCAUCUGGCAGUCGCUGCGAUUUUGGAAUGCUUGUUUCUUUCAAUCCAUACAGGAAGCGCGUGCCAAAACUGCAGUUCAAACAGAACGAGACAAAGAAUCGGACAAAACUUGUUACGAUCAACUGAAAUCCUAUUUGAAAACCAUGAACGUGUUUGGUCUUCACGAGACGAUUCAACAAGAAUUUCUGCGCAAACAGAGUAGCCUUUUCAAUCUGACUGAUGAUGAGGUGCAAUCUUUGUGGACUGUCAUUGAGGACUCGAGUUGAAUAAGAAGCGCAUGAUUUAAACAGUCGCUUGCCGGUUCCAACACAGGCUCUUCAAAAACGGGAACAUGGCCACCACAUCGCUGUUGCUAGACGCAGAUUAUUGUUUCAGAUUACAAGCAUUUCCACUUUAUUCACAAACCCAAACUAUUUAGUUUCCCGCCACCUGCACUUAAAGAGAAGUAUGAAAUGAUAUUAUUCGGUUGCAAAUACGAGGACUAUUCUUUGUUGUGUUUAUCAAUGUGAGCUUAACCGUUAUAAUUACCUCUUUUUUGCUUUUCGCCAUGUCGCUCACUGACAUAUUCAUUCUUAUUGGAAUCCGCCCACUAUGUGUUCCAUCGAUAAUUAUUCCUACUCUGUCACUUGCUUCACCUAUGUUAAGAGUAGACGUAAUAUAAACCCUGCCUUGUUUCCGG